Molecule: messenger RNA, 204 nt
Organism: Rotaria sordida
Lineage: Eukaryota; Metazoa; Rotifera; Eurotatoria; Philodinida; Philodinidae
Source: the annotation of a GenBank genome assembly
AUGCUUCAAAAUAGUAAAAAAACUAAUCCAUUAUCUGUUCUUAUUAAAAACUGUGGUGAUUUCAUAUUAGGUUGUGAUUUUAUAUUAAGUGGUGAUGUUAUGUUAGGUGGUGAUGUUAUGUUAGGUGGUAUACGUCUCGGAAUAGCUGGUCUUGUAUUAUCUCUUACAGCUAUUGAAAAUGAAAAUAAAAAUAAAAAUAAAUAA